Messenger RNA from Homarus americanus (American lobster), 747 nucleotides. RefSeq names its product dynein axonemal assembly factor 1-like. The transcript is spliced from 4 exons. Gene Ontology annotation, molecular function: protein binding. The record is from RefSeq and is a predicted model, not a curated record. Bases 1 to 639 code for a protein of 212 amino acids. Lineage: Eukaryota; Metazoa; Arthropoda; Malacostraca; Decapoda; Nephropidae.
AUGACUGGAAUAAUGUCAGCGAGGGAGAAGCUGACAGUCGGCCCCAGUGCUGACACCAAGACACAGACCAAGACGUGUGGCCCCAGGUAUGACCCACCUCUACCAGGCUAUACGGAGAUCGAGAACCUGGAGGAGUACACAGGUCUCCGCUGUCUCUGGCUGGAGAACAAUGGCCUGAGGAGCAUUAAUGGCCUCCAACACCUGCAACACCUGCGCUCCCUACACCUGCACCACAACCUCCUCACCUGUCUCAAUGGUCUCCAACACCUGCGUUCUCUCGUCACCCUCAAUGUCUCCCACAACAUGAUCUCCAACAUUGAACAUCUAUGUGGUCUGCCACACCUGGAGACACUACAGGUGAGCCACAACCAUCUGUCCCAGGUGGAAUCACUACAGCAGCUGGCUCAGUGUCCCGUCCUCUCCUGUUUAGACCUGUCCCAUAACAAGAUACAGAGCCCAGACGUGGUCCAGGUGUUGGGUGAGGUGCGGGAGGUGCGGGUCCUCCAGCUGAUGGGGAACACAGCCGUGGGUCAGGUGAAGAAUUACCGCAACACUCUCAUCCUUACCUGCAUCAACCUGACCUACUUGGACGAGAGGCCUGUCUUUCCUGUCGACCGAGCCGCUGCCCAAGCCUGGUAGGAUGGUGUGAAGCCUUGUGUAGGAUGGUGUGAAGCCUCGUGUAGGAUGGUGUGAAGCCUGUGUAGGAUGGUGUGAAGCCUGUGUAGGGUGGUGUGAAGCCUGUGUAGG